This is a messenger RNA of Carassius gibelio (silver crucian carp), 3617 nucleotides long. Its product is annotated as ribosome-binding protein 1. NCBI's taxonomy places the organism in Eukaryota, Metazoa, Chordata, Actinopteri, Cypriniformes, Cyprinidae. Bases 150 to 3254 code for a protein of 1034 amino acids. Gene Ontology annotation, cellular component: endoplasmic reticulum membrane. Gene Ontology annotation, biological process: protein transport. The record is from RefSeq and is a predicted model, not a curated record. The transcript has 27 exons.
AUCCAAUCAGAGGUUAGCAUCUCGGCUUCACAGGCGGGCGCUGCGCCAACUCGCCAAAAGUGCCACGACUCCAAAAGUCAGCGGCGAUUCUUUUAUCACUGUGAGUUUGACCGCAGGAUCAGGAUUAGAACGGACAGGACUGAGCAAAGAUGGAUGUCUACGACCCUCAAACUCUGGGAAUUGUGGUAUUCGGUGGCUUCAUGGUGCUCUCUGCCAUUGGCAUUACUCUUGUGUCAACUUUUUCAAUGAAGGAGACCUCUUAUGAGGAAGCCCUGGCCAAACAGCGGCAAGACUCGGGCAAGAUCCAACCCCAGCGCUCAGACAAGAAGAAAAAGGUAUCUGAAAAGAAAAACAAGGCCAAGAAGAAGGAGGAGAAGCCAAAUGGGAACCUUCCAGAAUCUGAGCCUGAGCCUUUCCUUGAACCUGUGGUUGAGAACAGUGAGACCAAAGCAGUACCCCAAGUUGAACCACAACCUGAACCUGUGCCGGUUCCUGAGCCUGAACCUGAAGUUAAACCCAAGCCAGUUGUACCUGAACCAGCUCCUAAGAUUGUUGAGUGUCCUGUCCCCCCCACUGUAAGUGCUGUGGUGGCUCCACUGGCUCCUUCCCCCAAGGAGAAGAAAAAGAAGAAGGUGGCCAAGGUAGAACCGGCCCCCAUCAAACCUGUGGAGGUCCCAGAAGUUGUAGUUAAGGUGGAGCCAGUGGUUGCAGAGGUGGCAGUGAAAGCUGCAGUGGCCCCUGAUGUUGCUGCUCCCCCUAAAGCUGAAGAACCCAAAACAGAAGCUCCGACCAAGAAGAAGUCUAAGAAGAAACCUGAGCCAGUGGCUUCUGUGGAAACGGUCAAUGUCACCCAGCCAUCAGCAUAUAAAAAUCUGGUCUCCAGUCUCAAUAGUGCAUCGUUCAGUGAGUCAGAGACCCAGAAACUCUUUGAGAUCAUCAGCAAGAAGGCAGGAAAGGACUCCUGGCAACUGGCAUCUCAGAAGGGUGACCCAUUGGCGGCAUUGAAGAAGCAGCUAGAGGAGAAGGAAAAACAGCUGACCACUGAGCAGGGCAAUGUAGCUGUAGCCAAGACCCGUGUCAAAGAGCUUACCAAGGAGCUGAGUUCCGCAAAGAGCAAGAUGACAUCCGUAGAGACCCGUAUGAGCUCUGAGCUGAGCUCCCGUGGCCAGGAGAUUGCAGCUCUUCAGGCUCGUAUGCAGGCUUCCUACCAGGAGCAUGUCAAGGAGACACAACAGCUCAACAGCAAGAUCCAAAGCCUGCAAGAACAGUUAGAGAAUGGACCCAAUGCUCAGCUGGCCCGUCUGCAACAGGAGAACUCUAUUCUCCGAGAUGCCCUCAACCAAGCCACUAGCCAAGCAGAAAGCAGGCAAAAUGCAGAGUUGGCAAAGUUGCGUCGGGACUGUGUGCGUCUCAUCCGAGAGCUGAAAGAACGCACUGCCGCUCAGCAUGCUGAAGAAGAGCGCAGGAAGACUCUAGAAACCAAGAUGGUGGCUGCCGAAGAACAGUUAGCACAAACAAAAGCAUCCCAUAUGGAAGCACAGCAGGCUCUGCAGAAGAAGUUGGAUCGCAUCAGUGAGGAACUCCGUGAAGCUCAGCAAGGCAGCACCAUUUUUCAGGCUCAAGUAGAUGAAGCAAAAGAGCAAGCCAAGACUCUCACCGAACUCCAGGAGCGAAUGCUUGCCACAGAGACAGAGCUUAAAGACAGAUGUGAAGAGCUGGAGGUAUUGAGAGCACAGCUGUCUCAGACAACAACAGUUACUGAGGUAAAGCCCUCCGUGGAGACACAAGCAACAGCACAGGCUGAGAUCCAGAAAGAGAGCGAACAGUUGAGGAACAGUCUGAAAGAGAAGGAGGACCAGCUGACAUCACUAGAGGUGGAGUUUAAACAGUUGAAGGAGGAGCUUGACACAGUAAAGAGAACGCAGGCUGAGGAAACUCAGAAUAGGGUAAAUGUGGCCGACACUGAAAGGAGGGAAUACACUGCAGAGAUUGACCAACUCAAAACUAGUCUAAAAGAAAAAGAGGAUUUGGUGGCAUCCCUACAGGCCCAGUUGGAAAAGAUGGAAAGUACAGUUGAAACAGAGCCACCAUUUGAGAAUCUGGAGAAGGAUGCAUGCAUGAUCUCACUGGAGGAGGAACUUCAACAGCUUAAAGAAGAGAUGGAGAGAAUGAAGGCCAAGAGCAAUGAACUGCGUGAGAAGAACUAUACCGCGGUGGAGGCUCUGGCUGCCGCUGAGAGGCUGAGCGAAGAAAGACUGAGGCAAGCCAAGGCCGCACAGAGUGAAACUGAGCAGCAGCUGAGCUCUUUCCAGACAGACACCAGAAACGCCUUCCAGAAGCUCUUUCCUCACAUCAGCAUAGAGACACACCAGUCGAAUUGGCUGGAAGCAUUCACGCAUGAAGCACAGAUGACGCUGACACACAGUCAGCAGAGUCCGGCAGAACAGCAGCACACAGCAUCAAGCUCCGAAUCGACGGAUCUGCAGCAGAAGCUCGCUCUAUCAGAGGAGAGCCAGAAGUCACUACAGGCCGAGUGUGAACAGCACAGAUCAACUCUCAGCGAAACGGAGAGCAUGCUUAAAGUUCUGCAGAAGAGUGUGGAGGACGGUGAGCUUGAGUGGAAGUCAAAGAUUGCAGAUGCUGAGCAUCGAAAACAGGCGGCCCUGGAUCAGGUGAAGGUCCUAGAGGAAACCAUAGAGAAGAUGAAUGUGGAAAGACAGGACACGGAUCAGCUGAAGGGGCAGGUGAUGCUUUUGGAAGCACAGCUGGAGAAACAACUGGAGUCCAUUACCAUCAGUCAAACGUACGCAGAAGAGAUGUCUCAGCUGAAGGCAUUGCUAUCAGAAACUCAGGUCCAGCUGGUAUCAGCCAAAGCGGAGGCUCAGCAACAGAGAGCAGAACUUUCGAUGGUGAAAACACAGCUGGAGGAGGCAACAAAUACACUGCAGACAGAAGAGGAUAUUCGACAGCAGGUUGCAAGCAACUAUGAACAGGCUCAGAAGUGCGUCAGGGAUCUCGAGGCUCAGUUAGAAGAGUUGAAAGCUGCUGGAGAAGCACCAACUGAAGAGCUAAAGGAGAGACUGGAGAAAGAGAAGAAGCUGACGCGAGACCUCGGCCAGGCAGCCACUAAACUUCAACAGCUGCUGAAGAGCACUCAAGAAGAGCUGGACAGAGAGAAGGAGGCCGUGAAGAACCUAAAGGAAUCAGUAGACGGCAAGGAAGCCGAAGAGUCGAAAGAAGGGACAUCUGUUUGACCGAAUAAACCCCACAGCCCAAGUGCCUUAAUUGUUUUUAUGCAUUAUUUACUUAUGUAUUCUCUGCUACUGUAGUGAAUAUGCUGACUGUUUUUAGCAAGUGAGGAUUGUUAAGGGAGGAAGCAUAACAAUAUGUGAGGUGACUGGACACAUCUCCUAAAGUUAUCACAAAACCGCUCUUAGUGUUAACAGAAAGCAGUGCUUGAGUGAAAGACACUUGGCUCUUUUUAACUUUGUUUGCAUGUUCUCAUGAGGGUCAAAGGAAGGAACAUUUCAUAAUGCAGAAAUGCAACACAAGCUACUACAAUUUUGUAGUUGGCUGGUAACAAAUGUGAUUAUAUAAUAAUAAACUACAUACUUUGA